Coffea eugenioides is the source of this 1345-nucleotide messenger RNA. RefSeq names its product phytanoyl-CoA dioxygenase. Gene Ontology annotation, molecular function: phytanoyl-CoA dioxygenase activity. The transcript has 9 exons. The record is from RefSeq and is a predicted model, not a curated record. Bases 189 to 1037 code for a protein of 282 amino acids. Lineage: Eukaryota; Viridiplantae; Streptophyta; Magnoliopsida; Gentianales; Rubiaceae.
GGAAAAUAAAAGAAGGGUAAGACUACGAAACCAAAACAAAAGGAACACUAUAAAUAGAUGCAGCUGAUGCUGGGAUUUUCUACUAUUCGCCUGACUGGAGCAGAUAACUAUAGCUAGUAGUCUAGUGCAUUUUUCUGGGAUUCUCAAGCCUGCCACGAAGAAGAAGAAGAAGAAUAAAACAAGUCAACAUGGGCAUCCAUGGAAGCCUCAGCUCAGACCAGCUUAACAUCUUCAAUACCCAAGGGUACUUGGUGAUGGAAUCAUUUUCAAGCCCAGAGGAGAUAGAAUCCAUGAGGAAAAGAAUGGAUGAUUUGCUUGAUGAAUUUGACCCUUCUACAACUUCCACUAUUUUUUCCACCAAAACCCACCAACAUGCUACAAAUGACUACUUCUUUGAAAGUGCUGAGAAGAUUUCAUUCUUCUUUGAAGAGAAAGCAUUUGAUGAGGAUGGUAACUUGAAGCAACCGAAGAAACUCUCAAUCAACAAAGUUGGACAUGCCUUAGAUGAGCUUGAUCCGGUAUUUAAGAAGUUCUCUAGGUCAGAUAAGCUGUCUGGGUUGUUGCUUUCAUUGGGUUACAAAAAACCAGUUAUUAUCCAAUCCAUGUACAUCUUUAAGCAACCAGGUAUUGGAGGUGAAGUAGUGCCGCACCAGGAUAACUCCUUCCUCUAUACUGAACCAUCAACUUGCACAGGGCUGUGGCUUGCUUUAGAAGAUGCAACACUCGUAAAUGGUUGCCUUUGGGCCAUUCCUGGAUCCCAUAAAAAUGGCCUUGUGAGGAGAUUCACUAGAGAUGAGAAUGGUGUACAUUUUGAUAAGCCAUCUCCAUCCUAUGACCAAAAAGAUUUUGUUCCUGUUGAAGUGAAAGCAGGGUCUUUGGUAGUCAUUCAUGGAGAUCUUAUCCACCAAAGUUUUGAGAAUCGGUCAUCACAAUCAAGACAUGCUUACAGUUUACAUGUGGUGGAUACUGAUGGUUGCAGAUGGGCACAAGAUAAUUGGAUAAGGAGAAAAGUAGAUCCAGAGCCCAUUUAUGGAUGAUGGAUUUUGGCCUGACUGAACAUAUUUGCAGUUUGCAUAAUAAUCUGAAGCCGGCCUGUGUAUUAUUAGUUGUAACCUCGUUUAGUGCUCCCAUGGAUGUAAGAUGGAGUCAUUUCUUGCACAAUGCGAACUACACUUGACUUUGGUUGAUUGUCUGAUCUACAAUAGAAGAACUUUUUUGGAACAGGACUCUCUGCAAUUGCACCAUAUAAUUAAUGAUCCGGAUGGAAUAAUCUGAAUUUGAGUGGAUGGAGUUAAUUGUCCAAAACUACCUUCUGUGAGUAAAGAAAUUUGUUGUAUUUUUUGUA